Molecule: messenger RNA, 2118 nt
Organism: Phaedon cochleariae (mustard beetle)
Lineage: Eukaryota; Metazoa; Arthropoda; Insecta; Coleoptera; Chrysomelidae
Source: the annotation of a GenBank genome assembly
UCGACCUAUAAUGUCACACGCUUAUCUGUUAAGUCAUCCAAACAUUGAACAUUACCUACUAUGUACUAUUAAACUUCAGUCUCGAUCAUCACUUGGUAGCGACGAUUACAACUAUAUUAGUUGUAAAGUAAUUUUCCACGUUUUGAGGUCACAUAAAGAAACAAAGUGUUUAUGUGAAAAUAUUCUUCUAAUUGCCGUGAAUAUGACAGAGCGGGAGAUAGUUCUAACUGCACUUUCAGCGUUGAUAUUUGGCUAUUGGCUGAGCACACGACUAGAGUCAUCUUCACAAAACACAGUGAAUAACCUGGUGGUUCAGCUGCCAGAGGGAAAAAUUCAAGGCCACAUAUCGGUGACAAAAGGUGGGCGUGAGUUUUUCGCCUUUCAAGAAGUGCCGUACGCAGCGCCACCAGUCGGCGAAUUAAGGUACAAGGAAGCAGUAGAUCCAAAACCAUGGGAUGGAAUAUUAGACACAACGAAGAAUACGAAACUAUGUUUACAAAAAAUGCCGAUAUUUGAUGAUCAAACCCCUGACCCGAGAGAAAAUGAAGAUUGUUUGUAUUUGAAUGUCUUCACUCCACAGUUGCCAGAUGGCGGAGAGGUCACUGCCUUGCCAGUAGCUGUUUAUAUAUAUGGAGGGAUGUUCCAGAGUGGAGAUCCUUCAGAAUAUGAUUUCAGCUUAUUCUUAGAAGAGGAUAUAGUAGUGGUAACCAUGAACUAUCGAGCCGGGGCCUUAGGUUUUCUGACAACCGGAGAUGGCGUCAUUCCUGGUAACUUGGGUCUGAAAGACCAGAACCUGUCCUUGAAGUGGGUGCAAAAGAACAUCCACCUCUUCGGAGGAGAUCCGUCGAAGGUGACCCUCGUAGGUCAUAGUUCCGGAGCGAUCAGUGUAGGCUGUCAUGUGAUCAGUGAAAAAUCCAAAGGGCUUUUCAGAGGCGCCAUAAUGCAAAGCUCGUCCCCACUCAACCACAUAGGACUGCAGAAGGACCCGCGAUAUAGGGCCUACGCGCUUGGUAGGGCGAUGAGUCCGGACUUCACUUCCAAGAAUACCUCAGAAGAUCUGCUGAGGCUGUUGAUGAGCUUGCCGGGUGAUAAGCUGUGCAGGACCGAUCUCGAGAUUCCUCCCAACCUGAACGGCGUUAUGUUGGGAGUGUACCCUCUACUGUGGGGACCUGUCAUUGAGGAUCCAAGUGACCCGAAUGCGUUUCUUAGCGGACCAAUGCACGAUGACGUAGUUAAAGGGAAGAUGAACAAAGUGCCACUUCUAACAGGCAUAACGUACGAAGAGUUCACAGGAAUCGAAAUCAAGAAGGAAUUUCAAGUUGCCGUGGAUAACAACAUCACCAGCUUGGCUAGCCACGAUGCCAACAUCAAAGAAGAGAAUCGCCUAGACUACGCCAACGACUUGAAGAGUUUCUACACAAGCGUCCCUUUUGCGAAGAAUCUGACGGCAUUGUAUAAGGUUAUAGGAGACGGCCUUUAUACCAUCGGCAUUAUUGAGCAUGCUUACCAUCACAGCAAAUAUGCUGACACAUACUUUUACAAGUUUUCAUACAAGGGUCCGAUUAACGGAUUGGACAAAGUAAUCAACAAAGAGAAAGGUCUCAACAAAACUGCUCAUGUAGACGAAUUGCCACUCUUAUACUCCUACCGACUGGAUCUGGAUGUUACUCCCUCAGUAACAGACAAUCUGCUUCAGAAACGUAUCAGGAAGUUAUGGACAAAUUUCGUCAAAUAUCAGAACCCCACUCCAAACAAAGAUCCUCUAUUCGAAAAUGUGAUAUGGCCCAAAGUCAAACCAGAAGAAAUUGAAUUCUUCGAAAUAGACGAACACGUCACAUUGGGAAAGAAUCCUAGAUUUUUCCACCAAUGGAAAGCUCGCUUCGACAGGUAUCUGGAACGUCCACUCAUCACCUAUCACUGAGCAGAGAGUCAGAGUAGUUCAAAGGAAGGUUAUGUGUAAUAAACGUAACUCACAAGACGAGCGAUCCUCAGAAGGACCUGAGGAAAACGCUUCCUAGCAUCAUAAGGUCGACCAUCACACUAGAAUUUGUUAAUUUGCUUAGUAUUGUGUUAUUAAGACCAAAGACAAUAAAUGUUUCGAUGCACUUCGAAUUAUUU